CACAACUAGACCCACUACUAUGGCCUCUGGUACAACUAGACCUAGUACUCUGGCCUCUGGCUCAAAUAUACCCAGCGCUGUGGCCUCUGGCACAACUAGACCCACUACUGUGGCCUCUAGCACAACUAGACCCACUACUAUGGCCUCUGGCACAACUAUACCCACUACUGUGGCCUUUGGUACAACUAGACCCACUACUAUGGCCUCUGGUACAACUAGACCUAGUACUCUGGCCUCUGGCUCAAAUAUACCCAGCGCUGUGGCCUCUGGCACAACUAGACCCACUACUGUGGCCUCUAGCACAACUAGACCCACUACUAUGGCCUCUGGCACAACUAUACCCACUACUGUGGCCUUUGGUACAACUAGACCCACUACUAUGGCCUCUGGUACAACUAGACCUAGUACUCUGGCCUCUGGCUCAAAUAUACCCAGCGCUGUGGCCUCUGGCACAACUAGACCCACUACUGUGGCCUCUAGCACAACUAGACCCACUACUAUGGCCUCUGGCACAACUAUACCCACUACUGUGGCCUUUGGUACAACUAGACCCACUACUAUGGCCUCUGGUACAACUAGACCUAGUACUCUGGCCUCUGGCUCAAAUAUACCCAGCGCUGUGGCCUCUGGCACAACUAGACCCACUACUGUGGCCUCUAGCACAACUAGACCCACUACUAUGGCCUCUGGCACAACUAUACCUAGUACUCUGGCCUCUGGCUCAAAUAUACCCAGCGCUGUGGCCUCUGGCACAACUAGACCCACUACUGUGGCCUCUAGCACAACUAGACCCACUACUAUGGCCUCUGGCACAACUAUACCCACUACUGUGGCCUUUGGUACAACUAGACCCACUACUAUGGCCUCUGGUACAACUAGACCUAGUACUCUGGCCUCUGGCUCAAAUAUACCCAGCGCUGUGGCCUCUGGCACAACUAGACCCACUACUGUGGCCUCUAGCACAACUAGACCCACUACUAUGGCCUCUGGCACAACUAUACCCACUACUGUGGCCUUUGGUACAACUAGACCCACUACUAUGGCCUCUGGUACAACUAGACCUAGUACUCUGGCCUCUGGCUCAAAUAUACCCAGCGCUGUGGCCUCUGGCACAACUAGACCCACUACUGUGGCCUCUAGCACAACUAGACCCACUACUAUGGCCUCUGGCACAACUAUACCCACUACUGUGGCCUUUGGUACAACUAGACCCACUACUAUGGCCUCUGGUACAACUAGACCUAGUACUCUGGCCUCUGGCUCAAAUAUACCCAGCGCUGUGGCCUCUGGCACAACUAGACCCACUACUGUGGCCUCUAGCACAACUAGACCCACUACUAUGGCCUCUGGCACAACUAUACCCACUACUGUGGCCUUUGGUACAACUAGACCCACUACUAUGGCCUCUGGUACAACUAGACCUAGUACUCUGGCCUCUGGCUCAAAUAUACCCAGCGCUGUGGCCUCUGGCACAACUAGACCCACUACUGUGGCCUCUAGCACAACUAGACCCACUACUAUGGCCUCUGGCACAACUAUACCUAGUACUCUGGCCUCUGGCUCAAAUAUACCCAGCGCUGUGGCCUCUGGCACAACUAGACCCACUACUGUGGCCUCUAGCACAACUAGACCCACUACUAUGGCCUCUGGCACAACUAUACCCACUACUGUGGCCUUUGGUACAACUAGACCCACUACUAUGGCCUCUGGUACAACUAGACCUAGUACUCUGGCCUCUGGCUCAAAUAUACCCAGCGCUGUGGCCUCUGGCACAACUAGACCCACUACUGUGGCCUCUAGCACAACUAGACCCACUACUAUGGCCUCUCGCACAACUAUACCCACUACUGUGGGUAUAGUUUUGCCAGAAAGCUUCUGGCACAACUAGACCUAGCACUCUGGCCUCUAGCACAACAAGAACUCAAUCUACGCUGCCUUCUACAACCACGACAGUUCUCACCACAUUUUUAUCUUUAGUUACUAACUAGACCAACGACGGGUCCCGUAAUAACCAUUUCGGAACUUGCUGGAGAAGUAACUUUUAAGCCAAGCGAUAGAAACCCAGUUGAGCUGUCAGUGGAUUCAUUGUCAAACUCCAACAUGAUUUAAACGUACAGAAAAAAUCUCUCCAAUCCACAAAGAACACCAAAUGGAAAAAAAAUUAGAACAUCUGAAGAUGAGUCGGGUCACGAUCUACCAUGUGACGGUUGCUAGCAACGUGGUCUUGUGGUUCGAUCUUCCCUGGAGUCGAUUGUUCUUCAUUGUUUUACACGCGAAGAAACGUUUUUUUUU
Daphnia magna is the source of this 2292-nucleotide messenger RNA. RefSeq names its product mucin-19-like. NCBI's taxonomy places the organism in Eukaryota, Metazoa, Arthropoda, Branchiopoda, Diplostraca, Daphniidae. The record is from RefSeq and is a predicted model, not a curated record. The transcript has a single exon. The coding region runs from base 20 to 1888 and encodes 622 amino acids.